This is a messenger RNA of Anisakis simplex (herring worm), 2115 nucleotides long. NCBI's taxonomy places the organism in Eukaryota, Metazoa, Nematoda, Chromadorea, Rhabditida, Anisakidae. The record is from the annotation of a GenBank genome assembly.
AUGGAAGUGAAAGAGGAUCACUCAGAGAGUUCAGAAGAAUCGGAUGUGGAUGAUGGAGAGCGCAAGUCGAAGAAGAAAGCGAAUAGAUUAUUGAAUCAUCACCGGCGAGUCGUGCAUCCAAUAGUGCCGAUUGCAUUGGGUCGUUCAAGACGGCAUGUGGCGAAGGUGGAUUAUAAAUUCGGAGAUUAUGACAAUCUGAUUCAGGAGGCAAUGGAGAGUAUUGACGAAACUUCAACAAAACAAAAAGUCACUAAAGGAUAUGGCCAAUAUAAUAAAUGCGGAGAAUCAACGGAAAUCAAGUAUGGAUNGGGUGUUGGAAAGGAUAUGGCCAAUAUAAUAAAUGCGGAGAAUCAACGGAAAUCAAGUAUGGAUAGCUCGACAACGAUUGGUGACGAGAAACCAAUUCAACAAAAAUCAAAUGUGGGUAAAGCACCAAAAUCACAUCGACGGUUGAAUAAUCUGGAUGUGGACGAAUUGACUGAGUCUGAUUCUGAGGAAUAUCAUGCCAGCGAAGAGAGCACCGAGGCAUCAGACGCGAUUUCGGACGACACCGAUGAAUACGUUCCAUCGGAUGAGGCGAGAAGAAGAUCAACGAGACGUGCUCGAAGUGUAGACGAUUUCGUCGUGUCCGGAUCAGAGGAGAGUGAAUACGAACCAGUCAAGAAGAAACCGAACAAGAAGCCGAGCAGAUCCAGCAAACGAUCGCGGAAACGUGGAAGGAGGUUAUCAACGUCAACAGAAGAUUCGACAACUGAAGAGGAGACUGAGAUGGAUCUGGGAGAGGAGAGCGAUAGUGAAGUGAGUAAUAAGAGACGACGACAGUCGGUGACGAAAAGACGAUGGGCACCGCACGAGUCGAGCUCAGAUGAAGAGGAAGACGAUUAUGAUGACGUGAAACGGACGGAAACCGGAAGGCCACUUCGUAAAGCGGUGGUGAAAGCGAAAAAAGCUGAAGAAGAGAAAUCAAACGAAGACGAUUCGAUGAGUGAUGAAAGUAAGGGAAGUGAUGAUGGCGGCGGUGAUGCUGAGCAGCAUCCGAAGAGUAUUUCUGGUGGCAAGAAAAGAAAACGAAUCAGUUCUGAUGAAGGCGAUUUCGAGCCUGAUGAAGAAGAGGUCGAUGAGGAGGAGGAGGAAGAGAACGCGACAGGUGAAGAGGAUGAGCAGGAGAGUGAUGAUAAUAAUAAAGCAGAAUGUUCAACAAAGCCGAACGCAAACGAUGAAACGAAAAAAGACAUUGAUGAAAAGAAAUCAGAUGAUAAGGAGGAGAAAUGCGAUGAAUCAAAGCAGGAGAAGACAAAAGAGGAAGUGAGUGAGGUUGUGAAUGUGAGUGACACAAAUAAACUCAGUGCGCAACCAGAGCAACAAGCAAAUUCAGAAUCAGAAUCAGCCAGUCCAGUUGCUACGAUAACUGCAGUAAAGGUUGAGCCAGUAAAAACUGAGGAAUUGGUGAAUAAAGUAUCGCCGUCAGUAUCGCAGCCGUCCACGUCGAAAUCAGUCAUACCAACGACAAUAUCUCAUCCAAUUAAUUAUCCAGUGCCGUGUUCAUCGUCCGCACCCUCGCCAGCGAUCGUCAACGAUCCGUCGAAAGUGAUCCAGCAGAUGGCCAAGCUGGCCACGCCAAUCCAGUCAGUACCAAUCAACGCCACCUACCCACCACCGCCCCAUAUGUCCUUUCAACCGGUAUUGUCAGCGCAUGGCAGUGCACCAAUCCAUAUCAACAAUCCAUACAUCGCCUAUUCAUCGCAUCAUAAACUGCCAACUUAUAUUGACNUGCCACCCUCUGCGACAAAUAUCUACGGAAUAAGACCAGGGGCAAUCCCAGCGCAGACGUUGCCUCAGACGACGUACCAUCUGAAGGCACCGCCGCUGAUAGCACCGCAUUACACACAGUCGCAUCCAACAACGCUGCACUCUGAUCAGUGGAGUACACCAACUCUUUAUAGUAACACCAACAACUUGUUUGAUACGUCCAGUACGACCGCACCGAUGAUGAUUCCACUGGCGCAACCGAUCAUACCAAUCCCAGCCACAACGUCGAGUGCAAAUGCAAACUCGUCAUUACCUGAUAACAAUGAUAGUUUGGGGAACGUUCUCGCAUCUGCGAUGGACUAUUGA